UAGGGCUCCAGAGCCAAGGUCCGCCGCUGAACCUCUUCGACGAACUCUACAACAGACACAUCGGCUUCAGUCUCCUGAACUCGACGUCGACAGCGGGGGAGGAAUUCGACGUUUGCUGCGGGAAGGAGCCCAUGACGUUCCUGGCGGACGACCAGCGAGGGGAGAGCGGCAAGAUAACGACCCACCCCCUGGGAAUGCUCAUGCCCGCCCGCCGCCUCAGGAUCUCCAUGCCCACGGACAUCAGAUGGCCGGGUCACGACACCAAGUGCUUUCGCUUCGAGGUCCUGGGCUGUCCGGGAGACGUGAAGCCCUCCGCGUCCCUGGCCAUGCGAGCUGUCCCUGGAGGCUGGGUGGUGGCCACGUGGCACAAGCCGACGGUCCUCAUCGCGGCCACCAACAACGCAAAGCCGGAACCGUUCACGCUGGAGGCCGAGAACUAUCUGGCGACGAUGACGAGGACAGGAGGAAAUGACGACGAGGAAGUGAUCCAGAGUAACUCCACGACUCGGCGAUUCAUGAUAACCGGGCCUCUGUGGGGCGCGAUCUACGCCAUCGCCCUCAAGUGUGAAUAUCAGGGCCUGAGCCUGAACUGCGGAGGGUCCACGCUUGAUGCCAAGGUCGUCGGCUGCAACGUCACCGAACAGUCUUGCAGGAUCCAGAAUCAAGUGGUGUUCCGACGGCCCUCCGAGCUGAAGGCGGAGGUGGUGGGCGAGGGCGAGGUGCAGCUGUCCUGGACCACGGAAAAGGCGGGCUGGGUCACGCCCACGUCUUCGCUGGAGAUCACAGACCCCGAAGGCAACCUGGUGGAUCAGAAAACGCUUUCGAAUAAGAACAACAGCGUGCGUGUGACGGGCGUGUCAGGAGGCAACAACUACACCGUCACGUUCAUCCCUGAAGCAGACUCGGAGAAUUUGCCUCGAUUCUACUUCAGUCUGCAUAUCAUCGCGUGGAGGGACGUGACGACCUCUCCGCGCAAGGACGGCUACGGCGCCUUCGUGACCGACGUGGACCUGAGUGCCACCAUCAUCUGGAACGGCACCUUGAGGGUCACCUGGAUGUCAGCCACGGUGCUGGGCGUCACCUGGAACGGGGAUGUCACCACCACCACAGCCGACGCGGACGCCACCACCACCACGGCCCCACCGACAACGACCACAGUGAUGGCAACGACCACCUUGUCAACUACGGCGGCUUCUCCCACGACCACUAACGCCGUCACGACUCAGCCACCAAACACAACAGACACGACGGCCAACAUAAGCACAACGACCUUUCCAAUGACAUCCACAACUACAGCCGCCCCAACUACAACCACUGCAGUCCCCUCGACCACGACCACGACUCCACCUCCUACAACAACAAGCACGACAACAACCAAGGCAGUGACAGAGGCUCCAUCACUGUCCGUCGAGCACAACACAGCGAAUGCCUUCAUGUACACCGUCACUCUCUCUUCCGAUAAAGGGGAAGUGGAACAUAAUGUGAGCAUGACGAGCAGCCCCUACAUGCGCCACGACUUCUGGUACAUGAGCAUGGAGAAGCAGUAUAGCAUUGCCCUUACGUGUCACUUCGGCGGGGUCUCCGUGCAGUGCGGGUCGUACGUCCUCUACGUCGACAAGCCCCUGCAGUGGUCCGACGUGAACGAGCGCUUCGUGGUGUACGCGGAGGGGCGUGGCCUCGGCGGCUGGGAGCACCAGGAGAUGGAGUGCAGGAAAGGCGCGGGGACGCUCGUGUCCUUAGCCACGUACGAGGAGGACGAGAGGCUCCUGACGGCUCUCGUGGCCAAGGGCACGCCGCCGCACCUCGACGCCUAUUGGCUGGGACUCAACAUGUGCCCCGACUACGACGGCGAUGUGUGGAGCGACGGCUCGCUGUGGCAGCACUCGAGGCUGCCCAACGUGAGGCCCAUGUUGUCCAGCGAGACGUGCUGCAUCAAGGCCGUGUGGAAGCCGGAGGUGCAGAACUACAACUGGCUCGGGGAGAACUGCGAGGCGCUCUUUCCGACCGUGUGCGAGUUCCAUCCGCAAGGUCUCGUGGGCAGGAUCGUCGACCUGCAACGUAGCGACGCGUCUACCACGGAGGCGGCCGCGACCUGGAAAUACCAACCCGAUUUCUGGACGCCCAACCUCUUCGUCAUCAAGACCUGCGAAGUGAUGGACCUCGAGGACCUGGGAAUCGCGGAAAGGAAGGCGUCCUCAGACAGGUGCUUCUUGGGGAACGUCACCAUCAACGCAACGGAGUUCACCCAAGAGAACCUCGAGCCUUACAAGGAAUACCAAGUGAACGUCAGCGCAAGCCUCACCAGCAUCGGGUACACGGGUUCCUCCUCGGCCGCCUUCGUCAGAACACAUCCAGAAACACCUGUGAUGGUUCAGGUCCUUCCCUCAGGUCACCUCCGGGUCGUGUGGGCGCAGAAGGUCGCCGAGUUCGCCGAGGACGACAACGUGGUGAUGAAACUGACCGACGGCGACGGCGAGGAGCAGCAGCAGACGAUACAGGCGAAGGGCGUGCUUCUCGACGGCCUCAAGUUGGGCGCGACCUACACCGUCAACCCCGCGUGCGAGUGCGGCGAGGAGUGCCAUCUCCGAGGCUGGUGCUUCGAGCCGUCGCCCGCGAAGGUCAACUCCAUAACGGCGAUCAGGGAGUGCCAGGACGAAGAGAAGAGCCUCGCCACGGUCUCCAGCUCGGAGCAGGUCGAUCUCCUCCUCAAGAUGGCGGACAAGGUCGGGGACGACUUGUGGGUGUCAGAGAGGUCGGAGAGACUGUCGGCGUCCCGAGACACCCUCAGACUCUUGGCAGAAGGCGAUUCGGAAAUCCUCGACGACGAGUCUGCCGCCGAACCGACCACCGCCAUCCCGAUGCCGUCGCAGUGCCUCGUCGUGUCGCGGGCGGAGAGGGCCAUCGUGGACGAGCCGUGCGCCAACAUCCACACCGCCGCCUGUGGGCGUAAGGUCCCAGUGGCCAAAGCCUUCCCACCCACGAGCAGCAUGAACAUCGACGUCGGGGCCAGCUGGAUCUCGCUAGAUUGGAGCAACACGGACUGGGUUUGGAAAGCCACGUAUACAGUGUAUUACCAGAGGACACGAGAGCGGCGUUACAAAAGGGCCCUCAAGUCAAUGGAUUUCGAGGCUCCUCCAGUUCUUAUCAGCAAUCUGCAGAGGGAUACUUCUUACACGCUAGAGCUCGUGGCGGACCUCGAUAACGGGUUCCUCUCGUCGUCAAACGAGUUCGAAGCCUCCACUGCCAACACCAGCGACGGGGCGUAUCCAGAGAGGCUGAAAGUGGGUUGGGCGCCGUCUUGGGACUACCAGAUUCUACAGCUUGUAAGCGCGGCCAUCAUGGUCGCUUCUUGCAUUACUACAAUGCUGCUUUUCUUUGCCACUGGCAUGUUCUACCAGGACUGCGUGGCCCAGCUUGGGUUUCUGGCGACCGUCAUGGCUGCCUACUUCAACCUCAUGCUCGCCCACCCCUCGACUGUCAAUGCGGAGAAUGAAAGUGGGUGCAUCGCCGUGGCCAUCAUCUUGCACUUCCUGUUCACGUGUGCCUUCAUGUUCCUGAUGCUCGAGGCUCUGACCAUCGCUCACCUUCUCGUCGUUCAGAUUAAGAGUCCGUUCCAGAACUCCAACUGGCUGAUGAUGAUUGCGGGUGUCUUGAUUCCCGGUCUCAUCGUGUGUGUUUCAGCUGCCUUUGUUUAUUCGAAGUAUCCGGAUUUCACGAAGCACAACUGCUGGCUCAACCCCGAGAACUCCGGCAUGUUGGCCGAGGGAAUUCCUAUUGUGAUCCUGCUGCUAUCUACGUUGUUCCUGCUACUUAACACUCUGCGUAGCCAGGAGACUCCUCCGGCUCUCAUCGAGGUUGAUCUCCGCGGUAGACAAAGUGAUUCCCACAAGCUGCGUUGGGUGGUACUAGCCAUGGCGGUGGAACUGUUUGUUGUCUGGGCAACGGGGACAACUGCAUACCAGUACCACGAUUCAAGUUUGCACGUCGUUUUUAGUGCCUUUACUCUGAUCCUCGCAUUCACCAUAGUAGGCUGUCGAACCACGUUUGAUGACACGUUCCGCACCAAGAUGCAUCGCCUGUGUUGUGGAACCGAACUCACCUACAAGCGCAGCGAAAUCCUUACUCUCAGUGGGAGGUCGCGUGUAGGGCCCUCACCUGUGCAAUUGAUGAACACCUCAGCGGCCUCGAAUAGUCCAGUUCGCUCAGUUCGUUCAGCUCCUUCAUCCCAUGUCUCAGCUACUGAGGAGAGGACCAGCCAGGUAACUACAUCAAGUUAUUCACUCCCUAACACACCUCCAGAAGAGAAGACUCAGGAUUAUAUUCUUAUUAGGAGGUCGUAUAACUUUAAUGAAGAUGAUCCUGACGAUUAUUAUUGAAGAUCUUCAAUCUAGUCUGCAGAUUCCUUAUCAGUUUAGGAAUAUUGAAAAAGAAAGUGGUAGUAGUAUUAAUAGAUUUUCCUAAAUUAUGAUCAUAUGAAUUUUAGUUCUGAGUGUUUUGUAAUACACACAAAAAAGUACAAGCAUAACAUUAAUUGCAUUGUUAUUUCUUAAAGCUUGCCUUUUUGUAACAAAUCGGUAUACCCUUGCAAGGUAUUUGGUUCAAAUUUGAUUUUCUGCAUUCCCACAUAUAUAAAGAAAAUUGUAAUGAUAUUACUGCAGUAGUACUGAAAUUGUAGUGUGUGUGGAUAAAAUGUAAAUUCUUUUAAAUAAUCUUUAUUCCUUUGUACGUCUUGGUACAUGUACAGUUCAUUUAGGUAAGAAAUUGUCAGUGAUUACUGUCAUGGUAUAAAGUCUGUGAUUCUAUGUUGUGUUAUGUGAAAUAUCUUUUCUUGUUAAUAUGUAGUGUAGUUUUUCUUGCUAGGUUUGUCUGGAAAACUGUGAUUUUGUGACAUAGUCUACAAAAGAGUUGGAAGUAAAUAUUUUUAUGUAGAUAUUAAUGUUUUCUCAGACAGGUUUAACAUACUGGAGUCAAAACAAAUCUUCAAAAGAAUACAAAGGACCUUCAUGGCAUGGAUAUGUGAUUUUCUUUUUGUAUUAUUUCUGUCUGUGAUAUGUUAUACUAUUGAGAAUGAGCCAAUUUAUUCUCCUACACCAUGAGAGUCCUUAUGUGUUUAAAUAAGUACACUGACUUCAUCAAAUAGUUAUCUCAAAUAAAAUGUAAGUAAAUCUUUUAUAAUUCAUAAAAGAUUUAUGUAAUUUGUAUGUGGUUACAGUCAAUCAUGCUGCAUAUUACAGUAAGAUGUGUGGACUGUUAGCUUUAGUUUGUGUGCAACAUUUCACAGGCUUUGUCUAUUAUGCUAAAAAGACUGUCCUUUUCUUUUAGUAUAUUCUUUUAUCAAAACUGACUUUAUACAUAUUCAAAAUAUGAACAAAAGCAAGUACGUCAAAUGAACAGAGAUUAUCAAGACAGGAAUUCUUAACAUGACAGCAAUAAUUUUUUAACUUGCAGACUGAGACCAUUUCUAAUCAGUGAUAUAUGUAAGGUCAUUUAUUACAAGCUGAUCAGCUGAGAAGUUUGUGGGAAAAAGUGAAAGCUUCUUAAAAACUUGCUUAUCUACAUUACAGGAAUUCUGGAACUACAACAAGUCACUAGAUAAAACCUAUGACCAGACCUUAGCAUCUACCUUAAUUACCAUCUUUGUAAUAUUAAUGGUGUCAAGUGUGCAGAGCAAUAA
Messenger RNA from Penaeus monodon (black tiger shrimp), 5674 nucleotides. RefSeq lists its product as uncharacterized. Gene Ontology annotation, cellular component: membrane. The record is from RefSeq and is a predicted model, not a curated record. Gene Ontology annotation, molecular function: protein binding; G protein-coupled receptor activity. NCBI's taxonomy places the organism in Eukaryota, Metazoa, Arthropoda, Malacostraca, Decapoda, Penaeidae. Gene Ontology annotation, biological process: cell surface receptor signaling pathway; G protein-coupled receptor signaling pathway.